UCAAAUUUACCACAGAAUCAAAACCCUAACACAAAAACCUGGUUCGAGUCACACUGAUCUCAGCGAAGCUGCAGCCGGUGUUCGUUCUCGUCGUCGGAAGUUAGGGUGAGCAAUUCCAACAUUUCCUUCUACUUUGCGGAUUCCCGCCACGAUUUCGCCGCGUUUUCCGGCAACAGAGUGAAUUUCUUUAUUACUCUAGAUGGGUGCUCCUAAGCAGAAAUGGACAUCAGAAGAGGAAGCAGCUCUUAAAGCUGGAGUUGCCAAGCAUGGGGUGGGAAAAUGGCGUACAAUAAUCAAGGAUCCUGAAUUCAACCGUGUCUUGUUUAUUCGCUCAAACGUCGAUCUCAAGGAUAAAUGGAGAAAUUUGAGUGUAAUGGGAAAUGGAUCGAGCUCCAGGGAGAAGUCUAAGGGAGCAAUCAAAAGGUUGAAUCAUCCGGUACCAAAACAGGAUGACAACUCUAUGGCUAUCACUGCGGUUACUGGUCCAUCCGAUGAUGAUGAAAUUGUUGAUGCCCAACCUCUUCAAGUCUCAAGAGACAUGCCGCACAUUCCUGGUCCAAAAAGAUUAGAUAACCUUAUAUUGGAAGCUAUAUCUAGCUUGAAUGAGCUCGGUGGUUCUAAUACAACAACUAUUGCUUCUUUCAUAGAGGACCAAUACCGGCCACCUGCAGACUUCAAAAAGUUGUUGUCAGCAAAACUGAAGUAUCUUACAUCUAGCGGAAAAUUGAUUAAGGUGAAGCGCAGGUAUAGGAUUGCACCUACCCCGUCAUAUUCAAACAGAGAAAGACAGCCACCCAUGUUAUUAUUGGAAGGGAGGCAGAAAACCUCUAUGAAAUUGGACAGGGUCGAGAGAAAAUACCCUACAAAGUCUGAGAUAGAUUUAGAAAUAGAAAAGGUAAGGUCCAUGUCUGCUCAAGAGGCUGCCGCAUAUGCUGCUCGAGCAGUCGCUGAUGCAGAAGCCGCCAUAGCGGAAGCUGAAGAGGCAGCUAAGGAGGCAGAGGCUGCAGAAGCGGAUGCAGCUGCAGCAGAAGCUUUUGCAGAAGCUGCAUUGAAAACACUGAAGGGGAGAAACACCUCAGAGACGCUGGAGCUCGUCAACAUUGGAAGUUAGGAAGAGAGUGAAUUUCUGUGUUACUCUAAAUAGGUGCUCCUAAGCAGAAAUGGACAUCAGAAGAGGAAGCGGCACUUAAAGCUGGAGCUCUCAAGCAUUGGGUGGGUAAAGGCGUACAAUACUCAAGGAUCCUGAGUUUAACUAUGUCAUAGAUAUUCGCUCAAAUGUGAUCUCAAGGAUACAUGGAGAAUUUUAAGUGAAAUGGCAAGUGGAUGGACUUCCAUAGAGAAGUCUAAGGUAGCAAUCAAAAAGGUGCAUCUUGAGGCACCAAAACAGGAUGAGAACUCUAUGGCUGUCACUCCUGUUACUCCAAUUGAUGAUUUUCAGCCUCUUCAAGUUUCAAGAGAUAUGCUGCAGUCUUGGUCAAGAAAGGUCUAUUGGAAGGUUGGGCCAAUUUUUUUUUUUGGUUUAAUAUGGUUAUUUAUUUAAUCGCAUCUAAUAGUGUUGUCAACUAGCGGCUAUAGCAUAGUGGAAUUGAACAAAGUACUAUUGUUCUGCAACACACAAUUUAAUUCAAAAUAUCGACAAUAAUAUCUCUCUAUUAGAUUCUAUGGUCGAUAUGUGGGAAAACUCCAUUCAAUUAUCGAUGGAAUCGAGAAGGGAGUUUUGCAAAUUAUCCCCAGAAGUGGAAGAUUAUUUUUAGAUCUUCGAAAAUAUUCGAGGAUUCAAUGUGACUACUGUCACUUUGGCCAAUACAUUUGACGAGACUUUACCACGGGGAGCCGCUUUCUGCAAAAAGAUGAGGGAGAAACUCAGUAAGAAACUAUUAUCAGCACUUCAUCACUGUAGUGUAGCAGGUUUUGAACAAACUAAUAUUUUUUCGUGAUCUGUGAUUGGCAUUACUCGCAUGCAUCUAUCAACGUGGUUUGCAGAACAGAACAUAUAAUUUAGUAUUGCCAUCGGUGACUAUCUUUCAAUUAGGGAUUCUUAUUAAUUCCCAUGGGUUAAGUUCAUUCAUUCAAUUGCUUUGUUGGUAUGCUUGCUUGAUUUCAUUAUCUCGUUUUGCUUGCAAACUAAAAUGGUUUCAUCUGUUCGAAAUUUUGUUUAUAUAUGUUCCCCCUUUUGUUGUAAAUUGUAAGUUUUUUGUUUAUUUCGAUAGUGCAUGCUUAACCGUGUUUACACUAUACAGAUUGGAUAACCAUAUAAUGAAAGCUUUAUGUAGAUUGAAUGAGCUUGGUGGUUCUAGUAAAACAACUAUUGCUUCUUUCAAAGUGAAAGGAAGGUAUAGGAUUGCACCUACCCCAGCAUAUUCAGACAGAGGAAGACACCAACCCAUGUUAUUAUUGGAAGGGGGGCGGAAAGCCUCAUAUGAAAUUUGACAGGGCUGAGAGCAAUAUCCCUACGAAUUCUGAGUUAGAUUAAAAAUUAGCAAUAUCCCUUAUGGAGCAGUUACUGAAGUGGAAGCCGCCACUACGGAAGCUGAAGAGGCAACAAAGGAGGCUGCAGAAGCGGGAUGCAGAUGCAACGGAAGCUUUUGUAAAAGCUGCAAUGAAAAUACCAAAGGGGAGAAACACCCUAAAAACUGUAAUUCUCGGUUUUACCUUCCGUUGUACUAAUACUAUAACUUGAGAGAAAUGAUACCUGUGGAACAAUUUGAUGACAACUUUCUCCCUCAUCCUUAUAUUAUGUUUUUACUUUCUUUA
Molecule: messenger RNA, 2754 nt
Organism: Medicago truncatula (barrel medic)
Lineage: Eukaryota; Viridiplantae; Streptophyta; Magnoliopsida; Fabales; Fabaceae
Product: telomere repeat-binding factor 1
Exons: 10
Coding region: 200-1111 (303 amino acids)
Biological process (GO): nucleosome assembly
Cellular component (GO): nucleosome
Molecular function (GO): double-stranded telomeric DNA binding
Source: RefSeq, a predicted model, not a curated record